This is a messenger RNA of Eleginops maclovinus (Patagonian blennie), 2024 nucleotides long. RefSeq names its product transmembrane protein 82 (gene tmem82). The record is from RefSeq and is a predicted model, not a curated record. Bases 179 to 1225 code for a protein of 348 amino acids. The transcript is spliced from 6 exons. NCBI's taxonomy places the organism in Eukaryota, Metazoa, Chordata, Actinopteri, Perciformes, Eleginopidae.
UACAGGGCACAGGACAACGCUGAGGCAACAGAAAUAAACAGAAGAGCUGAGUUGAUCCUCCACAUGUUUGUAACCUGAUCUGGAAAACCAAAAACAAAAGUGUGAUUACUUAACUUCAAUUUUGCUCCAUGGAUUAUUUUGUUCAAAACUACUACGUUUAAAAGUCAAUGGUAGUACAAUGUUCUCCUUUAUCAGGUCGCUCAUUCCCACUUCCUACUUCCUGCCGGCUUGGUUGACUCUUGAUAUAAAUCCAGUGGAUAGUUUGCUUCAAGGACUGGUAGCUGCAUGUGGGAUCUCUGUUCUUUGCUCCUUCAUAAGACUGCACUUAUUUCUAGAAGAAGAGAGUUGCAUUGAUAAAAAUGAUAAAGAAACUAUCAAGAGGACACCGAGCCAUCAAAGCAAAACUAAACCUGGACUUUUUGGGAUGCUCCACUUCCUGUUUGUGACUGGGAUGCUGGCUGUGGUGGGCUCUCGUGUUGCCUCCCUUGUGGUACUGGAGUUUUGUCUUCGAGCUGUGUCUGGACUGUUUACAGCGGGGCCGGAGUCUAGUAAAUUUGUGCAGCAGCUGCUCGUGCAGAGCCAGUUCCCUCUUGGCUGUGCCCUGACAUGCAGUUUGCACUUUCUACACGAGGGGGCGCCGCAGCGCUGGUUGUGUCUGCUGCUGGCGGCUGCAUUCAGCUGGUUUCUGUCCCUGCAGGCCACCCGGCUGCUGCAGCAUGUCACGGCUCUGUAUAAACUGCACAGCUCACAGCGCUACUGCGGCAUCUGCAUUGGCCUCCUCUCAUCCGGCCGCUGUGUGUUGCCCAUGCUGUGCAGGGCCAUGAUCAUCACCUUCUCUGUGGCUGUGGUGGCCGCCAUAUUCAUCAUCAAUCAACAAUUCCUGUCUGCAACUGAGGCCCUCAGGUUCUGGACACCUCUCACUAUCUGCUACACACUGCUGGUUGUGUACAUGCAGGAGGAGCAGCACCGGCUGCCCGGCAGCCAGGCUGUCCUGAACACAGUGGUGGUGCGUCUCGGUGGUUUGAUGGUCCUGAUGCUGACUGUUGGACGUUGGGCUGACGUGCUCCACAUCAUAAUGUGUUUCCUGGGUGAGGCCGGCUGUCUAAUCCCCACCAUGGAUCUGCUGGAUGCUGCAUCCUCGCAGGAGGAAGAGGAUUACAGAGAAUAUGUGAAAAGAGAGCAUCGACGAAGACCAAAGGCCCAGGAGAAAGAACAUCAGAGAUAGAGAUUUAGAAAAUGUUACUUGUUUUUUUGAAGUACUAAUACUGCUGCAUCCUCAAUUCAUUAUUUUGUAUUUAAAUGUAAUAUUUUUUUCAUUAAAAAGUCCAAGUAGCAUAUUAGUUACUUGUAAAUUCAAAUUCUUAAAAAAAAAAACGUGCCUUUAUAUUUAAAAUAUUAAUAACACCAACAGUGUCAUCUUCCUCACAACUUUCUUAUCAUGCAUAUUUUCCACCUACGCUGUCUACUGUUCUCUUAUAAGUGUGAUUUCUUUUAUGACUCAUAGUUCAUCAACACUGCCUCAGGUGACAAACCUGCAGUUAUGGGUGAUUUCAGAGGAGUAUUUGUGACGUCUUUGAUUAAUUAAUGCUGCAAUCUUGGAGAGAUGCUGCUCUAGAUACUCCCAGGAGAGUCAUUGUUCCAAAUGUUUCUGUAGCCAGGGGCCGUUGUAACCCUUUACACGGCCUAUUGAUAAAUAUAAGGCAAAAAUAAGCCAGUUUUACUUGCUGUAAUGUUAAAAUAAUCAAGCCUAGCUAAGCAAACUAGCUGACUGUCAUUGCUUCGCAAAUUGGUAUGAUUCGGGCAGGUUUAAGAAUGCAUGUUAUUUGCCUUUAAUUUGUUACAAAUGGAAUAAAAGUGUUUCCAACUACCUUGAAAUUUAACGGACACACAAAUAGCUAUAUUCGACGGAACUAAAUGUGCAAACAUAAUAUUAUACAGAAUGCAGGCUACGUCACACGGCCUUAUUAUGAAUUUCAAUGGGGUUAAAUUGUUAUCACACAGCUCACACAAGAUGUGAACUAACA